UUAUGCUAUUUUUCCUGACUGUGGCCUCACUUUCUUCCCAAUAAAUGUUUCAAUCUGUUGAUACUAAUGUUUUUUCUCAUGAUACUUGUAAGAUAACUGAUUUUAACAAAAGGUGGCACACCUAUUAAAGACAUGGUUAAGUUUCAUUGGCUGUAUAGCAUCUCUAAUUGGAAGACUACAUGGCAUCUAUCCAGGUUGGAGUUGUAAUCACCUAGGGAUGUCUACAUCUGUCUACCUAGAUCAGUCUGUCAGUUCCAUCGAGGUCUGUAUUUCAAAGUCCAUACAUAACACACGGUUCUUCCCAUUUUACAGAAUUAUUUUUUCAAACCAAAGUUCACAUACUGCUGGUGGGAACAGGUUCAAAUAGGGAAUGCUGAUACAUAUCAACAACCUUUGAGACAAACCUGUUCACACAGUGAGUGUGGAGCCCUUGGCCCCCCUACUUUCUCUCUCGCAGGCCCCGACAUCACCCUGGGCUUGCGCUGUUGGUAGUGUUCAAAGGAAAACUUUAGAAACAUUAAAUUUUACAGAGUUUAAUUGAGCAAAGAAUGAUUCAGGAAUCAGGGAACCCCUCAAACCAGAAUAGGCUCAGAGAGACUCCAGUGCCACUGUGUGGCCAAAGACUUACGGACAGAAAAGGGAGUGAGGCACAGAAGGCAGAGGUGAGGCCUGCAAACAGCAGGGUGGCUACAGCUCGUGUCUGGCUUAUUGAAACAGAGUUUGAAGUGCUGCUGCCUGUGACUGAUUCAAGAGUAGGUUACAGUGUCCACACAUCCAAUUAGAUGACUGUUCACUACGUAUGGAGAAACCUAUAGGCUAAACUUACAGUAUGUAAGGAGGCGGCUUCAGGCUACAGCUGAGUAGUGUGUCCUUACAGUUGGAACCAGGAGUUCAUGGGAAUUCUUCAUCAUCCAGUGGUCUGUAAAUGUUGCCCAUGCUGAGUAGUCUGUCCUUACAGUGUGAACCAGGGGUUCAUGGGAAUUCUUCACCAUCCAGUAGUCUGUAAAUGUUGCCCAUGCUGAGUAGUGUGUCCUUACAGUGUGAACCAGGGGUUCAUGGGAAUUCUUCACCAUCCAGUGGUCUGUAAAUGUUGCCCAUGCUUUAGUUUUGUUACCUGGUUGCUCUGUUUUUAUGGGAUUGUGAGAAACUGAAAAACUGUGACUGCUGGAGCCAUUUUCCCACAAUCCCCAUUUUUUAAAAAUCCCAUAAAGGCUCUCUCGUGAGCACCGCACGUUUUCCCUUGUAGUCACGAGGGUAGGGGCUGGAGAAAGCAGCAGAGAUAGUCAAAAACCCACAGCUACAAAAAAUGCACUCCUAAGAGCAAGUAAUGGCGAGGGCUAAAAGGCACUGUGCCCCUUCUGGGCCAUUCUAAUUACCACAUUUAAAUGGUUUUGAGAAAAGAGAAUUUUUAUCUGAGGAACGCGAGUUCUUUUAAUUAUCAGGCCGAGAGAGACAUUCAAAUGAGGCGACAAUCGCGCCCUACUACCCCUUGACCUGUGUUCACCUCUUUAAACUGCUACUGGUGGCAACAGCGCCACAAACAGCUAUAAAUUAACCUAAUGACGCCACAAUGGACACUAUACCCACACUCAAUAGCUGAACAACAUAUAGUCAGUCACUAAUCAAUGUUAUUUCUGUAAACCAGUGAGAAUUCCUCACAAACAAGUUCCUAUUAGUCCACUCCCUGGCCCCCUUUUUUGCCUUUAAAAUCCACUGUUAACUGCUAAUCGGAGUACACAUUCAGGGCGCCUUGAAUUUGUGCUCAAGUGUGGCCCAAAUAAACUCUCUACUUAGAGAAACUGUGUCUCCGCUCGUUUUCAGGCCGACAGUUUCCAAAAUGUUAGUAUUCAGCCUAACAUGAGAAAAGUCACCAUAUAAAAGUGAGGGGGGAAAAGCAAAUACAGGAUAAUCUCAAUUGUAUAUAAAAUUUAUAUACGUAAGGACAAAGAUACAUAGUAAAAAAAAAAUUCUGGCAGGUAUUAAGGCUGAAAAAAUUAAAACAGUCCAGAGCGGUCUGGCUCAGGCCAGCCUGGGCCUGCCGAGUAGCUGGGACCUCAGCCACCGCGCCUGGCUAAGUAUUAAUGAAUCUGUUUUAGAGAUAGGGUCUUGCUACGUUGCGCAGGCUGGUCUCCAACUCCCAGGCUCAGGUGAUCCGCCCGCCACAGCCUCCCGAAGUGCUGAGCCUCCCAAAGUGCUGAGACUACAGGCCUGGCCGCCCGCCCGCCAGCUUAAUUCACGUAAAUUCCAGACAAACGUAGAAAGUGGCUCCUUUAGUAAGCCACUUGCGGCUGCUGCUCAUCAGGGUUCGCCUGGGGCCACUGAGACCACGCGCCGGUGCCCGCCCUCCCGCUGCGGUCCGAUUUUCUGAACCAACCAGGCGCUUCCGGGCGCCUUGCCCCAGACGGGCCCACCGCCUGCGCGGGCCGAGGGCGGCGCACCUGCCCCUGCGCUUCCGCAUCGAAGAGCGGUUCUGGUGAGGUUGGAAGGAUGCAGCCACCCGGUUGUCAUGAAAGGCCUGUGUGCUGAAUGUGGCCAAGACCUCACCCAGUUGCAGAGUAAGAACGGGAAGCAGCAGGUGCCGCUGUCCACGGCGACCGUGUCCAUGGUGCACAGCGUGCCGGAGUUGAUGGUGAGCUCCGAGCAAGCUGAACAGCUGGGAAGAGAAGACCAGCAGCGACUGCACCGAAACCGGAAGCUGGUGCUCAUGGUGGACUUGGACCAGACGUUGAUUCACACAACCGAGCAGCACUGUCAGCAGAUGUCGAAUAAAGGCAUCUUUCACUUCCAGCUGGGCCGGGGUGAGCCCAUGCUGCACACGCGCCUGCGUCCACACUGCAAGGACUUCCUGGAGAAGAUCGCCAAGCUGUACGAGCUGCACGUCUUCACCUUCGGCAGCCGGCUGUACGCACACACCAUCGCAGGCUUUUUAGACCCCGAGAAGAAGCUUUUUUCUCACCGAAUAUUAUCAAGGGAUGAAUGUAUUGACCCAUUUUCUAAAACGGGAAACCUUAGAAAUCUCUUUCCUUGUGGAGACUCAAUGGUUUGCAUUAUUGAUGAUCGAGAAGAUGUCUGGAAGUUUGCCCCCAAUCUGAUAACUGUGAAGAAAUAUGUAUACUUCCAGGGCACGGGUGAUAUGAAUGCGCCCCCUGGGUCCCGAGAAUCUCAGACGAGAAAGAAAGUAAAUCAUUCUCGAGGCACUGAGGUCUCAGAGCCAUCUCCGCCCGUGAGAGACCCUGAGGGGGUAACGCAGGCCCCUGGAGUGGAGCCCAGCAAUGGCCUGGAGAAGCCUGCACGGGAGCUGAACGGCAGCGAGGCCGCCACCCCGCGGGACUCACCCCGCCCCGGGAAGCCAGACGAGAGGGACAUCUGGCCCCCUGCCCAGGCCCCCACCAGCAGCCAAGAGCUGGCAGGCGCUCCUGAGCCCCAGGGAUCCUGUGCGCAGGGUGGCCGGGUGGCACCGGGACAGCGGCCUGCCCAGGGUGCCACGGGCACUGACCUGGACUUUGACUUAUCCAGCGACAGCGAGAGCAGCAGUGAGUCCGAGGGCACGAAGUCCUCCUCCUCCGCCUCUGAUGGCGAAAGCGAGGGGAAAAGAGGCCGGCAGAAGCCGAAGGCUGCCCCAGAGGGAGCCGGGGCGCUGGCACAGGGCAGUUCCCUGGAGCCGGGGCGGCCUGCAGCACCGAGUCUCCCCGGAGAGGCCGAGCCUGGCGCGCAUGCCCCGGACAAGGAGCCUGAGCUGGGUGGGCAGGAGGAGGGCGAGCGGGAUGGCCUCUGCGGCCUGGGCAACGGCUGUGCCGACAGGAAGGAGGCGGAGACCGAGUCACAGAACAGCGAGCUGUCGGGGGUCACUGCGGGUGAGUCCCUGGACCAGAGCAUGGAGGAGGAGGAGGAGGAGGACACGGAUGAGGAUGACCACCUCAUCUACCUGGAGGAGAUCCUGGUCCGUGUACACACUGACUACUAUGCCAAGUAUGACCGCUACCUCAACAAGGAGAUCGAGGAGGCGCCGGACAUCCGCAAGAUCGUGCCGGAGCUCAAGAGCAAGGUGCUGGCAGACGUGGCCAUAAUUUUCAGUGGGCUACACCCGACAAACUUCCCGAUAGAGAAGACGCGGGAGCAUUACCACGCCACGGCGCUGGGAGCGAAGAUCCUCACUCGGCUGGUGCUGAGCCCCGACGCCCCUGACAGGGCCACGCACCUGAUCGCCGCGCGAGCUGGCACAGAGAAGGUGCUGCAGGCACAGGAGUGCGGACACCUGCACGUGGUCAACCCUGACUGGCUGUGGAGCUGCCUGGAGCGCUGGGACAAGGUGGAGGAGCAGCUCUUCCCGCUCAGGGACGAUCACACCAAGGCACAGAGGGAGAACAGCCCUGCGGCCUUUCCCGACCGGGAGGGUGUGCCCCCCACCGCCUUGUUCCACCCGAUGCCGGUUCUUCCCAAGGCCCAGCCUGGCCCCGAGGUUCGGAUCUACGACUCCAACACGGGGAAGCUCAUCAGGACGGGCGCCCGGGGGCCCCCAGCACCCUCCAGCUCCCUACCCAUCCGCCAGGAGCCCUCUUCCUUCAGAGCGGUUCCGCCACCCCAGCCGCAGAUGUUUGGUGAAGAGCUGCCUGACGCUCAGGACGGAGAGCAGCCUGGCCCUUCUAGAAGAAAGCGACAGCCCAGUAUGUCUGAGACAAUGCCGCUGUACACUCUUUGUAAGGAGGAUUUAGAGAGUAUGGACAAAGAGGUGGACGACAUCCUUGGAGAAGGCAGCGACGACAGCGACAGCGAGAAGAGGAGGCCUGAGGAGCAGGAGGAGGAGCCCCAGCCCCGGAAGCCAGGGACCCGCAGGGAGCGGACGCUCGGGGCACCUGCGUCCAGCGAGAGGAGCGCGGCAGGGGGCCGGGGGCCCAGAGGCCACAAGAGGAAGCUGAAUGAAGAGGACGCCGCCAGCGAGUCCAGCAGGGAGUCCAGCAACGAGGAUGAGGGCAGCAGCUCCGAGGCCGACGAGAUGGCCAAGGCGCUGGAGGCGGAGCUCAACGACCUCAUGUGAGCGCGGGCAGCGGGCAGGGACUGAAGCCUGACCGACCUCCAGCAGCACUCGGACGUCCCCGGACCAGCCCUCAGUCUCGGUCCACGCUGCUUUCUUCCCAAAGGACAUGUAUAUUUGCAGAGCUCCACAUACAGAAACACAUUAUUUUGCAGAAAUAGGUGUUUUUAAGAAGUUUUACUACAGGAAUGUCUACUUUUGUAAGUGACAGGUGUUAAAGGCCCAGGUGUGCUGUGCCAAAGAGCUCAGCAGAGGCUCACGUGGCCCAGGCUGGUGCGCCCGCUGUCUCGGUAAGGGGCGGGUUGGUGUGUUUUCCCCUUGUGUACCAGAGCACAUUCCUUAGGGGACGGCUUUGGGGGUCCCACGAGACAUGGACUAGGAGUUUAAGCAGGACAGUGUGCGUGCACGAGCUCCGAGCCCAGCACAGACAUGCCUGGAACCCCCGCCGCCUGCUGCUCCCUCCUAGGGAACCCAUUUCCGGGGAACGCCGUGACUGUCGGGCAGCCUGGAGCUUCCUGCAGCCUCCUACGCAGGGUCCACGCCACGUGGCCUGGGCUGCCAUCCUGCCGUCCUCCCACUGGCAUCCUGGCAAGGGGGCGUUGCUUUUCCUGGGCGGCCUUUUAUGUCUUGGAGACACCUGAUGUAAAGUUUCUGUAAAUCUAUUUCAUAUCUGACCCACCAAACAGAUUUCUCUUUAAUAAAAAUCCUUUUUGUAAGUUCUCUUCUCGUGGGUGUGUGGCAGCGGUGAGCACCCGCCUCCUCCCUCGCUGGGAUCCAGCUCCUUAGCUGUGAAACAGAAACGAAAAAAUUCCCACGGACAGGACCGUGUGGAACGGCAGAAAUGGAAACCGCAGAACUGCGAGCGUGAUGAUCUCAGGGUUUCGCCUCUGAGCAUAAGAACCAGGCUUGUAGCUGGUAUUUUAAAACGGUUAAGUGUGAAGAAUUACUCUCUUGCAUUAUUUUCAUCCUUCCCUUUUGUUUGUUUGGGAUGCGGGGGCCCGAGAGCUACAGGUAGGUGCUGGGCUAUGGCCGCCGCCAGGACCCCUCCCGGCCAGCAGCCUCGGCUCACGUCCCCUCCUCCUCCCAGCAUCAGUCCCGCAGCGUGGCGGUGGGAGGCUGCACCUCGAGGCCACGGCCCUUCUCCAAAAGCACACACUCCUGCUUUCCGACGGCACCCUCCCCUGACCACAGCUCGGGAGGUGGCACGUGUGAGAACUCUCCAUCCACAGGAUGUGGCUCUCGCGGGACCUCCAGGCUCAGGCUGUCUCCGCUGGGUGUGGGACCUUUCCUGUGGGGUUUUCGAUGGAGGUUGGCUGGGGAGGGAGGCAUCCUCAGUGGGUAGAGGACCCCAGGGUCCUGGUGCUGCUGUCGUCAAGAUGCGGCGACAUGGUGGCAGAGGAAAGGCACCGUUACCCAGCAGCACGCCAGCCCCGGGUGACUGUUUCCUGUACUAACUAGGUUAUUUGCAGCGCCGAGUGAAGAGGCAGCUUCACCACCCAACCCACCUGUGGGUUCUCCGGGGUCUGCAGUCUGAGGAGGCUGCAGGAUGACCAGACGCCGGUCAGGGAGUUCCUCCUGUCCAGAGAAGCAGGAGGUGAACUGGGCCCACCUCAGGUCCGAUUUCGCCACGAGCAAGAAUGUAAGAUGAAUUGGACAGAAAACAAAAAUAGAUGUACAAGUUGAUACCCAAAGAAAGCAGAAGAUUCUACAGUUUAUAGGGAGGGGCACAAAACGUGCAGGGAGUAAUGUGCCGGGGGGUGGGGGCAGGGGCCGAUGAACGAGGCCUUGAUGCUGUGUGGAGACCUCUGGGAAAGGCUGGGAGACCUUCCCUCCUUCCACAGUGGUUUCUCCCUGAAGGCGAUUCUGCGUGUGGUUGGUCCUGCUGGGACCAAGGUGGCCCCUUGUUCUGCUCUUGGCCGAGUCCCCUCUGGCUUCAUGGGGGUGUUAAUGAGGCUCUGCAAGGCCUCCUUAAACACAGUGUGGAAAUACAGGUGGUGCUGCAGGGGCAGCGAGAACGGGGACCUCUGCUGCUGGGUCUGGCCUAGGGGUGAAGAGGACGGGAGGAGGGUGGCGUGGUAGCUGGCUGCGCGGGGCCUGGUGACGGGAGGGGCCGGACCGCAUGCAGCAUUCAGGACCAGCGUGGCCCUGGGUGUUCGCCUGUUCUGACCGUGUGGUCGAGUGAACAGAGCAUGCAGGGGAGAUGCAGCAGGUUCUCCCCGACGCGGAAGAGCAAGGGGUCCCCGGUUCCUGGAGGAGCAGCGGGAUUGCCCCAGGCUCUGGGAUCGCCCACGGGGGCAGCGGGCCAGCACCCCCAGCCGCAUCUCUGCACAGCCGUGCUGCACACCUUCUCCGUCACGUGUUGGAGGUGGGUCUCAGCACCAGCACAUCCACAUUGAUAGCUUAAAAUGGGACUUUUCUCCCGCCUGUCUCACUGUUGGCCCGCCCCCAUGCAGCGGUGGGGACCCCACUGCAGGGACUCCAAGAGCCCCAUCCUGUCCUCGGCUCCAGCCUCCAUCAGCACCAGCCGUGUCCUUGCAGCCCUGACUGGAGCAACUCCCAAACUCUGCUGCCCGGCAGGUCUUCUGACCCUGCCCGCGGUGAUGGCACCCUCUGGAAGGCUGGCCCAGGACGGCACCUCCAUGCUGGCAGCCCCUGAGUGUAGUGUGUGUUCUACACAAAAGAGCCAGGAAGUCAUCUGUGAUCAUUGUUUAAGGGACUGUGAUUAACGUUUAUGAAAUGUUCUGUGCUAUGCGAAGAAACCACUGAAUGUUAGGGAAAAUAUUAAAUACUGAAUAAUUAUACAACUGUUCCAAAUAAAGUCUUAAGAAGAAACUUGAA
Molecule: messenger RNA, 7870 nt
Organism: Homo sapiens (human)
Lineage: Eukaryota; Metazoa; Chordata; Mammalia; Primates; Hominidae
Gene: CTDP1
Product: CTD phosphatase 1
Exons: 13
Coding region: 2507-5035 (842 amino acids)
Biological process (GO): regulation of transcription by RNA polymerase II; negative regulation of cell growth involved in cardiac muscle cell development
Cellular component (GO): midbody; spindle pole; nucleus
Molecular function (GO): RNA polymerase II CTD heptapeptide repeat phosphatase activity; phosphoprotein phosphatase activity; protein serine/threonine phosphatase activity
Source: RefSeq, a predicted model, not a curated record